AUGUCAGAGGAAAAGGCUAUAGGACCAGUGGAAGUCACUUCAACUUCGUCGGGAUCAAAAGAUUUAGAAAAUCACCUACACGAUGAUCAAGUACAUUUGGAGUUGAAACACCACACACUCGCAGAGAUCGAAUCAAGUGGCGCUUGGUAUGAUAAAACAGUUAGCAUAUUUGGCAAAAAAUUACACUAUUCCAAUGCCAUGGUUCAGGUUUGCAUGUGUGCUUUUGUUAUAUUCAUGACCCCCGGUAUGUACAAUGCCCUUACCGGUAUUGGUGCUGCCAUUUCCGAUAAACCCACGGCUGACAAUGCCUCAGUGGCCUUGUAUUCGACCUUCGCCACCAUUGGGUUCUUUGGUGGUACUAUAUGUAACACUAUUGGUGUUCGUUUAUCGUUGAUGCUUGGUGGUUUAGGAUAUGCGUUAUAUGCUGGUUCAUUAUUGUCGUUUAACCAUAAUCAAAAUAAAGGGUUUGUUAUAUUUGCUGGAGCAUUCUUGGGUCUUUGUGCUGCCGUGCUUUGGUCAGCUCAAGGUUUGGUUGUUUUGAGUUAUGCAACCGAAGCCAAUAAAGGUAAAGCAAUUAUGAUUUUUUGGGUCAUUUUCAAUUUGGGAGGUGUUAUUGGAUCAAUUAUUCCCUUGGCUGAUAAUAUCGAAAAUAAAGGAUCGGCAGCUAAUGAUGGUACAUUUAUUGCGUUUAUUGUAUUGAUGAUUUUCGGCUCAAUCAUUGCUUGUUUUAUGUUGCCCAGCUCUAAAGUUUGGAAACUGGAUGGUACUAAGGUUGCCAGUGACGCACACAAGUAUCCCAACUGGAAAGAUGAAUUGAUGGGUUUAUUCAAAUUGUUGAUCCACGAACCGAAAAUCCUUAUUAUGUUUCCCAUGUUUUUUGCAUCAAACUGGUUCUACACCUAUCAAUUCAACAAUGUCAACCAUGGCAUGUUCAACUUGCGAACUAGAUCAUUAAACUCGUUGCUUUAUUGGCUUGCGCAAAUGAUUGGAGCAAUACUUUUGGGGUUUAUUUUGGAUCUCAAACGGUUCUCGCGUCCAACUAGAGCCAAGAUUGGUUGGGUUAUCUUGUUUGUUCUUGGAUUGGCCAUUUGGGGCGGUGGAUUAAAAUUCCAAUUGGAAUUCACUCGAGAUGAAGUUGAAUCUGUUCCUCCAUCAAUCCAGCCUAUGGAUUAUACUGAAGGUCGUUAUAUUGGACCCAUGUUUCUUUACAUUUUCUACGGUGGGUAUGAUGCUCUCUUCCAAACGUAUUGCUUGUGGACCUUGGGUGCUUUAUCCAACAACCCCAAGAAAGUUGCCUUGUAUGCUGGGUUUUACAAGGGUAUUCAAUCAGCAGGUGCAGCCAUUGCUUGGAGAUUGGAUGCUAUUGCUAUUCCAUAUAUGAAUUUGUUUGCCUCUUCGUGGGCAUUAGUCCAGGGGUCGUUGUUGAUUGCCAUUCCGCUCUUGUGGUUUAAGAUUACUGAUCAUACUGAUGCUAUUGAAGAUGGAAUGGAGAAUGUUGUUGGUAUGGAGGAGAUUGAAGCGGUGAAAUCAACUACUGAACAUAGAGAGUAA
This is a messenger RNA of Lodderomyces margitis, 1551 nucleotides long. RefSeq names its product Ngt1p (gene NGT1). Lineage: Eukaryota; Fungi; Ascomycota; Pichiomycetes; Serinales; Debaryomycetaceae. The record is from RefSeq and is a predicted model, not a curated record. The transcript has a single exon. The coding region runs from base 1 to 1551 and encodes 516 amino acids.